UUAAUUUCAAUAUCGCGAAGUGCUUAAUUUUUUUCAAGAGAUAAGUGUCAUAUCUCAAGAAUCGAAUUCGACGAUUGUUGUAUGGAACGAGUGAAUCACGCGUAUAUUACAUCUGAUGCAGAAUAUUGGUGUAAUCUGUUUCUCUCGUUUAAGAAACAAGUUAAAGCAGAUUCCAGGAACAUGCAUUAAUGUUGAAGUGUGAAUCAUACCAAUUACGUUACACUGGUUAUACAUCGAGAAUCAUAUUUCGAUCAUGGAGGUUAUUGAUAUCAAUUAAUGUUAAUGGAAUUACAUGUACGAUUAAUGAAAGUUGGAUAGUGUUGAUAAAUUUAUUUAGUGAAAAUACGAUUGAAAACACAUUGUUGUAUCAUGGAGAAAUUUAUGAUCGACUUAGACAAAGUCCUCAAUGAUUUUGAAUUCAACGAAGAUUGCGCAGAGCAAAUAGCGUCAGUCGCAACUUCUACGAUUAAAGCUUCAGCUGUGGAGAAACAUAAUGAAUCUGUGGUUCCGAAAAUAUGUAACUUUAAUCCUGAGAAAGGCGUAACAAUCGAUGUAGUACCGUCUGUUGAAAACUAUGGAGAUACUCAACCAAUAGACAUUGACUCCAAAUAUUCAUUAACUGAAAAGGAAAUAGUAUUUAUGUCGGAGAGUAGAGAAUCCGUAAAUAAUUUCUAUGCACAUGAUCGUAUAAAUGAUAUUACAAUUGGGCAGAAAUCAUGUGUUCAUACUUAUACUGAUUUUGAUGAAGUGUCUUCAACGAUGUAUAAUAAUACAUCACAAAACUCGACCCAGGAACAACAGAAUGCAAGUAGUGAUUCGAAAGAUGGUGAUAGAUAUGACAAAAAAUUAAAUCAAUCAAAUUUCAAGCCUAGUAUCAGCAAUGUGUUUAAUAGUUUGAACGAAUAUAUUAAUGCUCCUACUGGAAGUUUAAAUUAUGUUGAACCUGUAUUAGAUAAAGACGAUUUAUUUGGAAGAUCCAUAGAUGAUGCAGUGGAGAAAGAUUUUAAAUCAAACAGAGAUGUGAUCAUUAAUGAACUUUCUUCAAUUUCAAUGGAGAAAGGGAUAAUUAAUGUAAUUGACAAAAAUAUUUUGGAUCAUAAAAAUAUUUUACCGAUGGAAUUAAGUAAGUUCGUCAAAGUUGAAAUUAAUAACAAACAGGAUAAUACAAUGCAAAAUAUUAUGUUUCAUCAUCCUAUUUCGGUACAAUCUGAAGAAAAUAAUUCUAUAAUUUCUGCACCAAACACGGCCAUCUCGAAUUAUAAUGAUGUAAUAGAUACGGAAUUGUCUAGUAAUAAAGAUGAUAUAGAUAAAAAGGUCAUAGCUAAUGAUACAUUUGAAGAAAAUUCUGACAAAUUUAUUAGCAAACAAAAGCAGUUAGACUUGAAUAGGCGAAAUUUCAUCGACAAAUACACAUUUGUUGAAAAUAAAGAAAGCAUAGUAGAGACUAAAAAGUUGGAUAAAAAUAUAACAAGCAGUGAAAAUCCAGAUAAUAAUAUAGAAACAACUAAAAGUGACAUUUUCUCUAAUGUACGUAUGGUACGUACAAUUAAUACCAGCGACGACUUUUCUGAAGAAGAAUUAAAUCAGUAUUUAUUAGAGUUAGAGAGAGAAGAAAGAUCUAAAACGGAUAAUAUAUCACUUUUGGAUAAUACCUGGUUACAAUCAUAUGAAUUGAGAAGAGAUAGAGAAAAGAAUGCCAAUCAUUGUCAACGAGAUGACGAAGAUGUUAAUGAAGCACCAAUAUUUGAGAAAAUUAUGAUAGGCGAACUUCCAAAAAUAUCACAGGAGGAAUUUCAGAAGACGAAAAAAUUUCCUGUAAUUGAUUAUAAUACGGAUAUAUGUAAUGAAAAUAUAGUAGAUGUAAAAUGCAAUAAUACAGUAAAAUUCGAUUUAAAAAGUAAUCAACUAAAAUAUACAAAAAGUAAUGAGCUUUAUAAAACGACAAAAGAUAACCAUGUAACUGAAAUAAUCGGUGAAGAUGUAGCAAUACAAGAGAAUACCUUGCAAACAUGUAUCGCUGUUCAAGAGAAAAUUUCAUUGAAAUUUGAAAAUAUUGGAGAACAGUUGUGUAGUAACAAUAUGGUACAGAAAUUACAACAAGAUUCUAAUAGAGACAUUCUAUCACAAGAUUAUAACAGCGAUACUUUAUUAAAUUUAUCAGAAAACAAAGAUCAUGGAAAAAAAAUAUACUGUCAAGAUAUUACUGAGAAUAAUAAAGAUGUUUUUGUGGUACAGGAGACCAGUGUAUAUGACAAUGAGAACAUAUCCAAGAUGGAAUGUAUAUCUAAAAUCAGUGAUGCUCAUACAAGAGGAAAUGAUCAAGAAUCCGAAAAACCGAUCCGUCCCCAGACAUUAGAUAUUGUAUUGACGCAUGAUAAAAAUGAUUCCCAUACAUUCGAAUCUUCGAGUACUGCACCAGAGGUACCAGAACACUCAGAAAUUGGUGUUGUUGAUGAAGAUCGCGGUGCUUCAUCGGAUGUUUCUGAUAACUCUUUAGUCGAAUGUAAUACAGUAUUGGGAAAACAGCCUCCAUUUUGGGUUCCAGAUAGUGAUGCACCUAGUUGUAUGUUGUGUGAUGUUAAAUUUACUGUACUUAAAAGACGUCAUCAUUGUCGUGCUUGCGGUAAAGUACUAUGUAACAAAUGUUGCAAUAUGAAAUACAAAUUAGAAUACCAAGGAAAUAUUGAUUCGCGCGUUUGUGUCUCGUGUUUUCAUCUACUCACAAAAGCAGAGAACGAACAGGGAAUAGGUGAUUGGUCAGCCAGCUAUAAUUCGUAUACCGACUGUGGCGAUGUUAAUUCCGUACAAGAGAGACAGCCUAAUCCAAAUAAUCCCAUGGAGUACUGUUCAACUGUACCACCUUUGCAACAAUUAGCUGGUGGUUUGCCACCACCACCAGCGGUGAUGGUACCUGUGGGUGUUCUAAAAAGAGAGGGUUCAAAACAUCGUGCAGAAGGACAAAAAUCUGUAAUAUUUAGUGAUGGAAUAAGGCCUGGCUGUGACCUGACAGAGUUAGACACGUGUUGGGACCCAAAACUACCAUACCGUAAGCAGGGAAAUAAACGGAUUUUUGCAUCGGGAUCUGUGUUGACGGACGCUGCAAUGAGAAGGCAAAAUCAUCCAUCUUUAGAUAGUACGACCAAUAGUUAUAUACCACAUGAUUCUAAUUUAUUUCCUCCGACUGUCACGAUACACAAAGGCCAAAUCAUGUACCAUCCACCUAUGGACGAAAGUGUGCUUUAUAAAACGCUGAAAAACGAAUGCGAACCGUCAGUAAUGUUUGCAAUUAAUCGUAAUCUUUACGCAUAUGUGAAAAUAACUAAUUUAAAUUGCUGCGUAAACAAGAUCUGCUGGAAUGUAACAUCAAGAGGUCUUGCUUGUAUCGGUCAGGAUGAAAUUAUUUUAUUAGUUGAAGUUUUGCCAGAUGAAACACGGAUUCCAAAGGACCUUCUCACAUACAUUAAUCAAUUAUAUCUCGAAGCUAUUAAAGGUAAUACAGUGACGGAACUCGGCUUCUCAGUAUAUCAAAGUACCAACCUAUUAUUAGGUUCACGCGAGCAUGUGGGAUUUCUUUUUAUUCGUCAGACAUUGCAAUGCUUACAAAAGAUUAUUUUACCACCUGCACCUUUCUUGAUUGGUCUGUUGGUUCACAGGUAA
Trachymyrmex septentrionalis is the source of this 3657-nucleotide messenger RNA. RefSeq lists its product as uncharacterized. The transcript is spliced from 10 exons. The coding region runs from base 370 to 3657 and encodes 1095 amino acids. Gene Ontology annotation, molecular function: metal ion binding. Gene Ontology annotation, cellular component: early endosome membrane. Lineage: Eukaryota; Metazoa; Arthropoda; Insecta; Hymenoptera; Formicidae. Gene Ontology annotation, biological process: endosomal transport. The record is from RefSeq and is a predicted model, not a curated record.